This is a messenger RNA of Monomorium pharaonis (pharaoh ant), 1079 nucleotides long. Its product is annotated as eukaryotic translation initiation factor 4E type 3. Gene Ontology annotation, molecular function: translation initiation factor activity; RNA 7-methylguanosine cap binding. The transcript is spliced from 6 exons. Bases 42 to 725 code for a protein of 227 amino acids. NCBI's taxonomy places the organism in Eukaryota, Metazoa, Arthropoda, Insecta, Hymenoptera, Formicidae. Gene Ontology annotation, biological process: translational initiation. Gene Ontology annotation, cellular component: eukaryotic translation initiation factor 4F complex. The record is from RefSeq and is a predicted model, not a curated record.
GCGGCAGUGGCGGCGGCGGCAGCGGCAGCGGCGAUCAUCACAUGAUUUUUGACGUUGUAGCGCUGCUGCACCGUUCGUUUUCGAACAUGGCCGCGGCGGAAUGCGAAGCGAAGGAGGGCACCUCCUCGGCGGACCUGUUGAAAACGCCGGUGCUGUCGGACGAGACCGUCAACGCAAUCCAGAAGGAUGAGGACCCCGGCAAUCCGUUGCAGACAUCGUGGACCUUCUGGCUCGACAAAGCCAUCCCUGGCACAACCACGGAGGAGUACAAAAACAACCUGCAGAAAAUCUAUACCGUAAACACCGUGCAAACUUUUUGGGCAGUCUUCAAUAACAUACCAAAUGCCGGAGAUAUGCAGGUUAAAUAUAGUUACCAUUUAAUGAGAGACGACAGAUACCCUUUGUGGGAAGACAAACUGAAUCAAAAGGGAGGAACCUGGAGAUUAAAGUGCCAUAAAAAUGAUACCGAACGUGUGUGGAAAGAAGUGGUGCUUGCAGCUAUUGGAGAGCAGUUUGCCACGGAUGUGGCUAAGGACGAUGAAAUUUGCGGGGUGACAGUAUCUAUUCGCGACAGGGAGGAUCUCAUUCAAAUUUGGAACAUAAACGCUGACCUAGUAUCAAAAGCUACGGUUUUACUCAAAGUCCAUUCUCUAGUGCCUAACAUAAACUUCCUGGGGGAGUUUUAUAAGUCUCAUAAGUCUCAUCACGCGUACGGGAGACAUUAAAUAUGCAGCAACUUUGUGAUGAAGAUUACAUAUAUAUAUAUUGAACCAUUAAGUAUAUAAGAUUACAGACAAUAACGAAGGUAUGUUUAUAUAAAUUUACAAUGUUCGUAUUAUUGAAUAAUAUGAACGAAAGUCUCUUCUUUAGAAACUUUAAAACACAAAGAAUAUGUCGAGAGGAAGAGAGUUAUUCAUUAUAUAUAACGUAUGUGAUUUAAAAGUUUGUUAUUUGUGAAUUUUAUUUAAAUGCGCAUUAUUCGAUGCGUUGUUUACACGCUGGACAUUCGAUAUCUUUCAGAAUCGAAUUGCUGUUGUAACCGUUUUACAAACGCGAAAUAUAUUUUUAUAUUUACUAUG